GGCUCGAGGGUCUUCGGGCCGAGCCCCCGGCCACCAGACGGCCUCGCCGUUCUGCCCAGGCCUCACGGGCGAGGCUGGAGCGCUUCGAGGGGGCGAUGGGCCUGAGGCGGCCGGCCAACGGCGGCGAAGCGCAGGCCCCGCUGCUGGGCGCCGAGGAGGACGCGGGCGACGACGACGAGCACGAGGAAUUGUCGGGGGGCGAUCCCGAGGCCCCGCAACAUGAGCCGCUGGGCGGCGGCGAGCUCGCCGCUCUGGACGCCAGGGCGUCCCCGCCGCCCGAGGCCGCAGGCGCCGCCAACUGCGGUGGCGGCGGCCCGCCGCGGCCACGGGGCCGCUCGUCGACGCCCUGAGGCCCGCGC
This is a messenger RNA of Prorocentrum cordatum, 359 nucleotides long. Lineage: Eukaryota; Dinophyceae; Prorocentrales; Prorocentraceae. The record is from the annotation of a GenBank genome assembly.